Messenger RNA from Diaporthe amygdali, 1959 nucleotides. RefSeq names its product trna (adenine-n)-methyltransferase non-catalytic subunit trm6. Gene Ontology annotation, biological process: tRNA methylation. The transcript is spliced from 2 exons. NCBI's taxonomy places the organism in Eukaryota, Fungi, Ascomycota, Sordariomycetes, Diaporthales, Diaporthaceae. The coding region runs from base 1 to 1959 and encodes 652 amino acids. The record is from RefSeq and is a predicted model, not a curated record. Gene Ontology annotation, cellular component: tRNA (m1A) methyltransferase complex; nucleus.
AUGGCGACACACUCCUUAAUCGAGCCCAAUUCAUGGGUCACAUUGCGGUUGCCCAAUGGAACCAACCGUCUGCUGCAGAUCACUCCCAAUAUGAUGAUCUCGCUUGGCAGAUAUGGCUCUUUCCACAGCAAUCUACUCAUACACCGUCCUUACCACCUCACAUAUGAGCUCAACGAUAAGAAUGCCACAAGCGACACCUUCACACGGCUGCGCGUCGUUCCCGCCUCCGAGCUUCACGCCGAUGUCCUUGCAGAAGAAGAGGCAGCAGGUUCAUCGCCGUCUCGCCAGGACAGCGCUGUCCCAGAGGAGGCCAUAAUAUCUGCCGUCGAUGGCAUCGAGUACAGCCUGGUUGACAACGAGACUGGCGCCGUGGUGGUGCGGUCCAACCGUGAGAUCAUCGACGACAACGCGCGGCAGACUUUGACGUGGCAGGAGAUUGAGGCCCUGAAACGCGAUGGUACCGAUUCCGGCAAGGAAUUGAUUGCGAAGCUCAUGCUGUCGCAUACGGGCAUGGACCAGAAGACAACAUUCAGUAUGGCCAAGUACAAGCUGCUGAAGGAGAAGAAGUUCUUGCGCAGAUUCACGGUACUGCCGCUGGAUGUGAGCAAUUUUGGGAGCUAUGCUCUGCAUGAAAGGGACUCAAAUAAGAUUAUGGAGAUGAGGGAGGAGAUGGUCGGCCUCUUGGGCUGCUGGGCCAAUGUCCACUUUAGUGGAGUGGACCAGGUUGAGCUUGGUGAUGCGCCACAGACGCCAGCGAAGACGGAGCAGGAAGAGAUGGAGGAGAUCAAGAAGCCGAAACAACCAGAGGGAACAAGAUACCUCGUAGUGGAUGACACGGGUGGCUUCCUGGUCGCUGCGCUGGCCGAGAGGAUGGGGGUCCUGUACCCAAAAACGACCGAAGAGAAGGAGGCGAACGGAUUACUACAGACGAGCGACGGUGCUCCGACCCCCGCUGCCGCACCCGUGAAGUCCGAAAUUGAAGACAGUGCGAUGUCGAACACACAGGAGGCACCUCCACCGGAGAUGGCACCCUCUGUCAAACGAGACCAUGAUGGGAACCCAAAGGACGAUCGACCCAAAUCUUCCGAUGGCGCAGAGAAGCCCAAGAAGCGCCCAAUACAGCGAAAACCCGACUUUCAUAUCCCCUUCGCCACCACAAACACCAUGACCCUGGUUCACACCAAUGGGCAGCCAAAUCUUACAGCCCUCAAUUACUGGGGCUACGAUAGCACAAACCCAAGUCACCCUCCCCAUCCUCUCCUUAACCACCUACUGUCACUCAGCUGGCUCCAACUCAUCGAGCCCGAGGCCGACAGCGUCUACGCAACCGAGCCUGGCAUCAAGACUGCCGAGGAGGUAGCGUCGUGGAAACCCAACCGGCGAGGGAACUACCACCGCAAGCGAAGAAGAUGGGCGCGCACGCGGUACAUCGCCGACUCGGCGCGUGCAGGCGGCUUCAGCGGACUCGUGGUGGCCAGCGUCAUGGACCCGAUCUCGGUGCUCCGGCCACUGCUGCCGCUCGUGGCCAGCGGGGCGCCGGUCGCCAUCUACAGCCCGCACGUGGAGCCGCUGGCGCAGCUGGCCGACUGCUUCAGCGUGGCGCGGCGGGCGGCCUUCAUGGCGCAGGACGUCGCGGGGAAUAGGACGGCCGACGAGCUGGAGCGGUGGGCGGGCACGGACGAUUUCCCGCUCAAUCCGGCGCUGCUGCUUGGCGUGCAGGUGCACACGAGCCGCGGCAGGAGGUGGCAGGUCCUGCCCGGGCGGACGCACCCCGUCAUGACGGCCAAGGGCGGCGCCGAGGGCUACGUGCUCACGGCCUGGAAGGCCAAGCCCGCAGAGGGCAAGAUCGCGGCACGGGGCAAGUUCCAGAAGAAGGGGAGGUCCGCGGGCAUCGGCACGGCCGAGGGCACGCCUGCUGCUGAGACGGCGGCGGCGACGCCUGCGAGUGCGGAUGCCUAG